AUGGCCACCAUCGAAUCACAACAACAAGAACAACACCAAUUCAUGGAUCCAGCCGUCGAAUUCUCAUCCUCCUCUUCCCCAUUUCAUCUUUCGGAUUAUUUUGGAAUGAUGGCCAGCAGUGCUCAUGUCGAAAGUGUGAAAACAAAUCAUCAUUCUUUAGUAUCCGAAGAAGCAAGAGAAGAACAACAAAUGCCAUCCGAGAAUUUUUCAUCAUCAUCACUACCACCACAAGAAGAAGAAGAAAAAUUGGACACAUCGACAACAAGAACAACGAGUGAAAAGAACACACCUCCAAUGCUCAUCAAUUCAGAAUUUCAUUAUCGUGUCGAUGGUUUUAAUAAUUGUUCGGAGAGUUGUCGAAACUUUUUGAAACAUUUUCAAGCGUACUUGUCGUUUCAUGGAGUCACUGAAGAGCCGAAUCAUGGUCAUCAUUUAUCUGCAAAUCGAGUCGAUCUUGAUUUGAAGGACCACAUGGAAAUUUCAUCUUUGAUUGAACAAUUUAUUGUGACGAUCGAGUUGUCAUCCUCUUGUCGAGAAGAUGAAGCAAGCAGUAAUAAUAAUAAUAUUGGAAAUUCUCCCAAUGCCAGUUUGGAAUCCUCAUCUUCAUCAUCCUUUUCCGAAACGAUAGGAAGUGAUGUGAAAACAAUUGAACUAGCCACAAUGGAUAUAAAAGGAAAAUUGACCAUAUCUAAAACAAAUAGUAGCUCGAUACAAGCUGCCAGUUUCAAUUCCGAUUCUACAAAAUCGAUCGAUUCGAACAAGUUGUGGCUGCAAUUGGAUUCGCUCAGUGGAAUUUCAUUUCACAAAUGGAUCGAGAAGAUAAUAUUUCCCUAUUUAAGGUUGUCGAACAUUCCUCCAAAAAUUUAUAACCAUUUGAACGUAUGGCAUGAUGACUUGGUGAGAAUUAACCCCGACUUGACACAAGAAAUGACUGAAGUAUUCUUUGCAUGUUAUCCUUCACUGUUUAAACAACUUUCAGAACAUUACCCAUACUCCAAUGAUCAGAAAAAUUGUCACUUGCUAUUAGCUGAACAUUUAAUUGGAAUUCUAUGGAUGAAUUACUUGAAUAUCCAUGAGAAGAGGGAAUUACACAUUUUCAAUGAGAUGAUUAUGGAGAGAAUUCUCUACUGUCUGAAAUAUUGGAUUCAGUAUUACUCUGAUCGUUUAGAUUUUUUGACCAAUCAAUUUGUUUCAAACGCUCUUCAACAAGUUAUUGAUCUAUUGCAGAAUCUCCAACUGUUAUCGGAAGAAUCACAAGACAAAUUGACACCAUUCAAAGAUUGUAUUUCUUCUAUUCGUGAAAUGCUGAAACAUUCACAAAAAGAAUUUCCCUUUUCCAUGUCUGGAUGGAGCGAAUACGUUGAAAUGAAAAAAGAAGAACUCGGAUUGAAUGAUAAUAUAGAGGAAAAUGAAGAAGAAAAAUCUCCAAAUGAGCAACAAGAUGCUGAUCUAAUUCCAGUGGAGGAAAUUGUAGAGGAGGAAGAGGAUGGUGAGGAAGAAGAAGAUGUCGAUCUCUCUGAAAUGUUUCACAAUCUGUCUUGUUCCAUCAUGUCUCAAUUCGAUUUAUCACAAAUUCAAAUUCCUGAACUCUUCAAAGACAAGCUUGAUGAAACCAUGCUGAAUACUCUUCUUGAAACAACAUUUGACAACAUUGACUCUGAUUCGUCACAACGCAUUCAACAAUUCGUACUCUCAUUCUUGAAAAUUAUUUAUCCUGAACGUAGUGAAUUAGAUAGCAUGCCAAGUGCUGAUUUAUAUUUCGAGUUUAUCUCAUUAUGGCCUCCUCUUGAAAUUGCCAAACAAUUGACCAAUUAUGAAUUUGUGUAUUGCUUCGAGGCAUGCAACACUCAUGACUUUUUUGCAACCAUUUCCAAAAUUUCUUCAACAUCAAAUACUAACUCUCCACAAAACCCUUAUAAUUUGAAUCACAUGAUUGAAAGAUUUAAUUGGCUCUCCUUUUGGAUUUGCUACAUGAUAUUGAAACAAAGAGACAUGCAAUCUCGAGUCAAAACAAUGGCUUUCUUCGUUCAAGUCAUGCUCUUUGUCAUGUGCUUGCAAAACUAUCAAAGUUCAAUGAGUAUUUUGAGUGCCUUUCAUAGUACAUCAAUUGUAAAGUUGAGCAAAGCUUGGGAUCAAUUGUCAACGUUUGAAAAUGAUCAACAGGACGUCAUGACGUUUAAUUUACCAUCAUUUCCGUAUUACCAAUUUUUGAAAGGAGCCAACGAGUUAUUUUCAUUCGACAAGAAAUUUUUCAAUCUCAAAUGUCACAUCAUUUCAGAAAUUGAGAAGAAACUUCAAUCAAGUGAGAGCGCAAUUUCUUGCAUUCCCUAUAUUGGAACUUUUUUGGGCGAAAUUUCAGCCAUUGAAACUUAUUUCAAUGACUUUUUCUCAUUCAAUGACUCCAACAUUCCACAACAUGGACAUAACAAACCACAGCAUCAUCACCAUCAUCAAAAUAGUUUGAUCAAGACAAAUUCCAACACAACCAUUCACACUCAUCAAAUUCCACAUCACUACAUGUUCAACUAUGAAAAGAAAAAGAAGAUUACAAAACCUAUUAAGGAAAUUCAAACAUUCCAAAAACUUUCUCGAACAACAGCAUCAACCAUCGAUGUGACAUCAAACCGUAUUCCACAUGCUUUAUUUAAACCAGUUCCAAUUUUGCAUGUAUUGCUUUCUACGAGUGAAAUAAUCAAAUCCCUUCCAAAAGAUCCAAAAAUUUCCGAACCUGUCGGCAACGUGAAUGUGAAUCCAUUAAUUCGAAGUGACAGUUUGUCGAGCAUUGGGUUGGACAGUCCUACUCUCUCGACAGUAUCGAAUAGCUCAAAUAAUGGAUCUGGAUUUUUCCAAAGUCAAUCCGUCAUGAUGUUGAUGGCUCUCAAGUCCAAUGCUCACAGCGAUUAUAUUAAGAAAAUAUUUAGAGAAAUGGCUAAGGAAAUUGUGAAGAAUGAAUAA
Messenger RNA from Naegleria fowleri, 2955 nucleotides. RefSeq lists its product as uncharacterized. Gene Ontology annotation, cellular component: plasma membrane. The record is from RefSeq and is a predicted model, not a curated record. Lineage: Eukaryota; Heterolobosea; Eutetramitea; Acrasida; Naegleriidae. Gene Ontology annotation, molecular function: guanyl-nucleotide exchange factor activity. Bases 1 to 2955 code for a protein of 984 amino acids. The transcript has a single exon. Gene Ontology annotation, biological process: positive regulation of GTPase activity; Ras protein signal transduction.